UUCAUCCUUUCACUAGGCUGUUCCCGAGAUGCAGCAAUAAUCGGAUUCUAUCUGGACAUGGUGCAUAUGGAUGUUCCUGGUCUAUCAAUUCCGAAUUCCUUGAAAAACCACAUUCUUGUUAGUUUAAUCAAGGGUGGUCCAACCACACGUCGGUUAGCACUUGAAUACAUCGCUAGUAACUAUCGACCGCUGACCGAAAUGCUGCAGGAGAGGCAGCUUUUGUCAAUUUUCGAGGCUAUAGGAGCGAACAUCAACUCACGUGUUGAAUAUGACAUGCUGGUCCGGAUUAAGGAUACAAAUAAAGACGCAAUGACUGUUGCAGUUACUGAUGCCGUACAGCGAGCCAUCAGAUAUGCAGAUGAAACGAUGAACUGGUUGAAUAAGCACUCCAUCGUUAUCUCUAGGUGGCUGGUAUCCCAAAACUAUGGAAGCGCGGCAGUGCCAGAUGAUAACGGAGCUACCAUAGUUGUACAGUCUGGUUUAGUAGCUUCGAUAGCCUUUCUAUGCGUCGUCAUUGGACAUGUUUUUAAUUAAACGAAUCACAAGGUACAUUUUCAGAAACAGAGAUUAUUGUGUUUCUAGAUGUAUAUGGUUUGCAGCAAGCCUUAAAUCAAUCGGUAAUCCACCAACGAAUGUCUGACGAUAACGAGGACUAUCUAUUGUCAAUCGUAUUGUCAGCUGGUAUUGUCCAAGUAGCAAUUAAGGUUUAUUAUCUAAUCUCUAUUCGCUGCUUCUACUAGCACUCUCAAUGCUGAGCUAUUUAGAGCAGAAAGGAUUGGUACUGGCUUUAGUACACCGUCUG
Messenger RNA from Anopheles darlingi, 802 nucleotides. RefSeq lists its product as uncharacterized. The record is from RefSeq and is a predicted model, not a curated record. The transcript has 2 exons. The coding region runs from base 58 to 534 and encodes 158 amino acids. Lineage: Eukaryota; Metazoa; Arthropoda; Insecta; Diptera; Culicidae.